Molecule: messenger RNA, 528 nt
Organism: Bacidia gigantensis
Lineage: Eukaryota; Fungi; Ascomycota; Lecanoromycetes; Lecanorales; Ramalinaceae
Exons: 2
Coding region: 1-528 (175 amino acids)
Source: RefSeq, a predicted model, not a curated record
AUGCUUGUCCCACCUCAUCUCCUCCCCUUCCUCCUCCUGCCUCUACAUGCUCUUACAGCACCAUCUCCAAGCGACCUCGCGGCUUCAGACGCAAACAAUGAGUCCACGAACACCAAAGUUCCUCUUGCCAAACGCUACGCCAUCUCCAUCCACCCGCUCAACAGCACAAACGCUCUUGCCGACACCGAGCCCCUCAACGCAACAAACUCAAGUAUCGUCGGCAUCGCAACCCAAUACAAACAAUGGGGGGUCCACGGCUCCUGCGGCCAAGUCUCCGCCGAUACCGAUUUCGUAGCGGCUCUCUCUACCGAAUGGAACGUGGGGUCACAUUGCUGGGAAAAUAUGACGGUGCAGUCCGCGGGCCGGAGCGUGCAGGUCACUGUUGCCGAUACUUGUGUGGGAUGUGUUAGGGAAGAGAUUGAUCUUAGUGUGGCAGCUUUUCAGGAGUUGCUGGGGGAAAGAGAAGCGAAGGAUGGGAGAGUGGAUUGUGCUUGGCGAUUACUGGGCUUUGACGAUGGGACCGCUUAG